AUGAAGUCCUCAUCAAAGAUACCCGCCAGUGAUACAGCCAUCAGAAAACAGAAAAGGAAGUCCAUCGCGUGCCGGAGAUGCCACUCACACAAGAUAAAAUGCACUGGUGACCAGCCGUGUCUUAAAUGUCGGCAGGCUGGCUGCCCUGCCGAAUGCCACUACGUCAAUCGAGAUCGUCAAAUUAAAGUGCACGAGAGUUAUCUUGAGGAACUGGCUGCAGAAAACCAGCGCUUGCGUGCUCAAUUAUCACAAUCACCUAGUUUCCUAACGCCAAGAGAAUACCAAGCGCACGAUGAAAGUGUACCCGAACAAGACGCAGAUACACAUGUUCGAAAUCCAAUGCUCGGUGAGAGGGCAUGGUUUCUACCACAUGACCCUUCAUUACCACCAAUCCACGUCUGUGAGGCAGCGUGCACGGCAUUCGCCACCAGGCUCCGAAAAGUUCUUACCAAGAGCGAGACCACUUCUCACAUGCCUCGGACACAAUACACGCCAGAAGAUACAUUAAUGAAAAUACGCAAUCCCGCAAUGCCAUGGCCAAACCUGGCCCAAGCUCGGCUUUUGAUUCAGAUUGUGUCCAAUCAGGUGACGCGGGUGUAUCAUUUGAUUCUUCGCAAGUCGACGAUUGACCAGCUCGAGGAGGCCUAUCGUGAGGGUAACUUUGACGAUCCCGUGUUAACGUGUAAAUUUUUUGCUCUCUUCGCUCUCGGAGAAGUAUAUUCUGCCCGGUCAAGUCCGAGCCUUGAAUGCAACGUCCCUGGCGUGGCUUAUUAUGUGAAUGCGAUGACGACGAUACCCAUCUUACCGGAACGCCCAAGCUUGGCACAUAUUGAAUCCCUUUUACUUUUGUCACUGUAUUCGUUUUUCUUGAACCGACGCCAUUCAGCAUUUCUGUUGGUCGGCAGCGCUAUGCGUCUAGGCUUGACUGUGGGUCUGAAUCACAAUAUCCCAGAAAGCAAGUGCCCGGACCCUGUGCGGCGUCAGCAUCGGACCAGACUAUGGUGGGCAAUAUAUGUAUUCGACCGAAUGUACGGCUCGAAGGUCGGCUGGCCGAUUCAAAUUUCCGACGCGGACAUCUACGUUGACAUGCCAUCGAACGUACCUGGCGAUAUUCACAACGAUCAUACCUCCGACACUGAAUUCCUCAUCGCUAGUAUUGAGUUGGCCAAGAUCACCGGUCAGGUCAUUGACCGUGUGUACAGCCGAAAAGUGUUUCCAGAGUCCUUCUUGCAGCGGGAGCAAAAGCUGCUCAUCUCUCUCAAGGAGUGGAGCUGUGCUCUUCCCCCACAGCUUCGGCUCAGCCGCGAUGGUCCCGUUCCGAUGAAUGUUAUAUCGCUGCAUCUUCAAUUCAACCAGUGUAUAAUGCUAGCCAGUCGGCCGGUCCUUCUGCACGCGCUGAUCCAAGCUACGUCCCCAGAGGCCAUUACUGAGGAUAGCUCCCAGGCGAACAUACGCCAGACCUUAAAAGCACUUAGCGAUGCGUGUAUUCACGCUGCAAGACAUACCCACUUGCUGAUCGUGGAGGAAUGGACCAACGCAUCAGUCCCAAUUUUUGGAUAUUUCUAUGCUCACUAUCUCUUCUCUUCAGCAUUGAUAAUGGUAAUCUCCAGUCUGGUGUACCCUGAGAAUAGCAAUGAUUUUGCGUUGUUCGAGGCAGCUUUCGAAAUUCUACGGGCAAUGAGCAGCCACGGGAAUCUUGCUGCGACCGAAUUUUACGAUAAUUUAGAAUGCGUCAAGCAGUGCUUGAAUGAGAAGAGAGGAUCAGAAGGCGGCCAUUUCCAGAGUGAUCCGUCUCGAGCUGUAGAGAGCUCUACUGAGCCUCUUGCUGUCAUCGCCCCUAACCAGCUUGGGCUUUUCGGUAAUACUUCUGCUUCUGGGGUUCCUGACCCCACUGUACCGACAGACCCUGCGAACGACAUGGCCUUCCUAGGAGAGAGCAUGGAAGAGUUCCUAGCCCAGCCAGAAGCCGAUUUUGACUUGCUCGACCCCUCUCUUACCGAUGCUGUAUACUUGUGGCCAAACCUCUCGUUAUGGACGGCAUGA
Molecule: messenger RNA, 2043 nt
Organism: Penicillium egyptiacum
Lineage: Eukaryota; Fungi; Ascomycota; Eurotiomycetes; Eurotiales; Aspergillaceae
Source: the annotation of a GenBank genome assembly